GACGGCUGGUGUGCAGGGGCGGAUUGCCAAGUAGAGUGGGUUCGCGCGUCCUGCCAAUGCACAUGCGCGUCCGCCAUCCUUGGGAUCCCUACGCCCGCCGCUUCGGCUCCUUGCCCAACCGCAAGAGGGUCCCGUUGGCUCGGGGGAGUACGGUGGUCAUCGUGUAGUCACGAAGACAUGUUUUGGUGUGCCAUGGCAGACUGCCACGUGGCAGGUGUUCAGGAGCAUUGUCCGCGCAAGUGCUCGGCAACUGUCACGUUCACCUCAACCAUAACCACCACGCCGUACUCUACGACGAUGGCGACCACGACUGGCACACCGACCGUCUCUUUCACGCGAACAAGUAUCACUGGGUGCAGCGA
Molecule: messenger RNA, 362 nt
Organism: Prorocentrum cordatum
Lineage: Eukaryota; Dinophyceae; Prorocentrales; Prorocentraceae
Source: the annotation of a GenBank genome assembly